UUUCUAAACCCUCAACAAAAUGACGACUCCCUUCGGAGCCCAGAUGCGAGAGCACUUCCUCUUCGACACUAACUUCAAAAACCUCAACCAUGGCUCCUUCGGCACAUACCCACGCGCCGUCCAGAUAGUCCUCCGCCAACACCAACACUCCGCCGAGGCCCGUCCAGAUCUCUUCUACCGCAUCACCCGCGCCCAAGGCAUCGACGAAUCGCGCCGCAUCGUAGCCAACCUACUCAACAUCCCCGUCAACGAAUGUGUCUUCGUCAAGAAUGCCACCACAGGCGUCGGCACCGUGCUCCGCAAUCUACGCUUCCAGAAGGGGGACGCAAUUGUCUACUUCGACACUAUCUAUGGCGCUGUUGAAAAGGGUUUACACUCCGUCAUGGAGGCGAGUCCUGUGACCACCCGUAAGGUUGAGUAUCAGUUGCCCAUUAGCCAUGAGGACUUGGUGAAACGGUUCAGGGAUGUGGUGAGCCGUGCCCGAGCCGAAGGGCUGAAUGUGAGGGUUGCGGUGUUUGAUACUAUCGUUAGUAACCCUGGUGUACGGUUCCCGUUUGAGAAAUUAGUGGAGGUUUGUCGGGAUGAGGGUAUACUCAGUCUUGUGGAUGGGGCGCAUGGCAUUGGUCAUAUCCCGUUGGAUUUGGGGUCCUUGAGACCCGAUUUCUUUACUAGUAACCUGCAUAAAUGGCUAUUCGUUCCCCGCGGCUGCGCAGUUCUUCAUGUCCCGCUGCGCAAUCAACAUCUCAUCCGCACCACAUAUCCGACUUCUUGGGGAUAUAUCCCCCCUCCCGCAUCUGGGGAGAUAGCCCCCACCGCUACGCAGGGUAAGUCCGCCUUCGAAUAUCUCUUCGAAUACGUCUCCACAACCGACGACACGCCAUGGCUAUGUGUCCCUGCGGCCAUGAAAUUCCGAACUGAAGUCUGCGGCGGUGAAGACCGCAUCUACGCCUACUUGGAGACCCUGGCGCGCGAGGCCGGGGAUAUCGUAGCCCGCGCCCUCGGGACGGAGGUGAUGCAGGAGCCCGGGCUGAAGGAGGGAGAGACGAGUCAGCUGAGGAGGUGUGGGUUGGCUACUGUGCGAUUGCCGAUUGCCGUAUCUUCUUCUGCUACUGCUGCGUCCGGUCAUGGUGGGGGUGCUGUUACGAGGGUGCAGGGUGAGGAUGGGACUUCGUAUUUGCGGAUUCAGUCGUCCGUGGUGUCCACCGUGAGUACGUGGUUUCGGGAUACGUUGUUUGAUCGGUACGAGACGUUUGUGCCGGUGUUUCAGCAUGGGGGAUGGCUGUGGACGAGACUGAGUGCGCAGGUUUAUUUGGAGAAAGAGGAUUUUGAGUGGUUGGGAGGCGUUUUGAAGGAGUGUUGUGAUAAGGUUGAGAGGGAGGUUGGGGUUUCUCCGAAGCUGUGAUCUCUUAUUAUUCAGAUUCAUUUAUAGAGUAAGUCUAGCUCUGAUAUUACUUUCGUUGCAACGAAAUGUCAUAUAACUCAUACACCCCCAUUCUAGCCCAACAAAUCUACUCCAAUCUAUAUAUAUACUACGUACCUACUCUACUAUAUGAUAUGUACAACACCACACCUACACCUACACCAACAUAAAAACCUACUCCCUCCUCCAAACCCUCCUUCCAUCAAACCACGUCUCCC
This is a messenger RNA of Aspergillus pseudotamarii, 1638 nucleotides long. RefSeq names its product putative aminotransferase family protein (LolT). The transcript has 3 exons. Bases 20 to 1402 code for a protein of 460 amino acids. Lineage: Eukaryota; Fungi; Ascomycota; Eurotiomycetes; Eurotiales; Aspergillaceae. The record is from RefSeq and is a predicted model, not a curated record.